Grammomys surdaster is the source of this 2254-nucleotide messenger RNA. It is a transcript of the gene Znf853, whose product is annotated as zinc finger protein 853. Gene Ontology annotation, molecular function: RNA polymerase II cis-regulatory region sequence-specific DNA binding; DNA-binding transcription factor activity, RNA polymerase II-specific. Gene Ontology annotation, biological process: regulation of transcription by RNA polymerase II. The record is from RefSeq and is a predicted model, not a curated record. Bases 40 to 1959 code for a protein of 639 amino acids. The transcript is spliced from 4 exons. Gene Ontology annotation, cellular component: nucleus. Lineage: Eukaryota; Metazoa; Chordata; Mammalia; Rodentia; Muridae.
GCACAGCCUGCUCCGGGAGACCCUGGUGUGACCGCCAGGAUGGAGCUGGGCCCAGCAACAAAGACUUUUGUGUUGGAGCUUCGAUGUCUUGAGGAUGGGGGUCCAGGGCCUGACACCCUCUCAGGUGGCAGUGGUGGGAAUGAAAGUCAGGAGGAAGAAGAGGUUCAGGAGGGGAGCGGCCAUCCUCAGCAGCCAGUGCUGGCAGCCUCUAUGGGGGCCUGUUACUAUUUUGAGCCAGAGCAGGAGGAACCACAGGACUUGCGAGUAAAAAAGCCACAGCCAGAGCUAGAAAGACAGCCCGAGCACAAGCAGUUGCAAGAGCAGCAGCCUCAGCCUCAACUGUUAGGACCCCAGCCAGAAUUGCAGCAGCAGCAAGAUGGGCAACAGCAGCGGUCUCUGCCGCAGCCAGAACGACAGGAAAACCGGUCUAUGCAGCAUCAGCAGCCAAAACCACAGCUGCAGGUGUCAGAGCAGGAGCAGCUUCUCCAACAAGAGCAACUAUUGGAAGAGCAGAGGCAAUUGCUGUUGCAGCAUGUGCAAGAUCAACUAUUGCAGUUACGGCAAGUGCAAGAGCAACAGUGUUUGCAAGAGCAACAGCUGUUGCAGCAGCAGCAGCGGUUGCAAGAGCAACAGGAGCAGUUGCAGCAGCUGCUACUCCAACAGCAGCAACUGUUGCUGCAGCAGGAACAGUUGCAACAGCAACACUUGCAGAAGCAGGGACAGUUGCAACAGCAACACUUGGAGCAGCAGAUAUUAUUGCUGCAGCCACAGGGACAGCUACAGCAUCAUAUAUUGCUACAGCAACAGGCAGAGUUGCAGCAGCAGCUGUUGCAACAGGCACAGUUGCAGCACCAACUAUUGCUGCAGCAGCAGGAACAGUUGCUGCAGCAGGAGUUGUUGCAACAGCAGCAGGAACAGCUGCAGCAGCACCAGCAGCUGCAUCCUCCUCCACUGCAGCCAGAGGAGGAGGAGGUGGAACUGGAGCUUAUGCCGGUGGAUGUGGGGUCUGAGCAGGAGCUGGAGCAGCAGCGGCAGGAGCUGGCGAGGCAGCAAGAGCUGGAGAGGCUGCAGGAACAGCAGCAGCUGCAGCUAAAAGUGCAGGAGCAGCUGCAGCAGCUGGAGCAGCAGCAGCAGCAGCAGCAGCAGCAGCUGGAACAACAGGAGGUUCACCUGGAGCUGACACCGGUGGAGCUAGACACCCAGCAGCAGGAGCUGCAGCUGCAGCUGACUUCUGUGCAGCCAGAGCUGCAACUGGAGCUGGUGCCCGCUCCUGUAGGUGCAGCACCGGCUCCAGCCACAGUCGUGGUGACCCCUCCAGGUUAUGUGGUGCUGCAAGAGCUCAUGGUGCUGCCUGCUGUGGCCACACCCACUGUGGUGGCCAUCCCGGGCCCCGCGGGGAGUGCGGCUCUGACUCCUGCCAGACAGCGGAGGAAGCGGCGAGCCCGGGGCAGGCCUACCAUCUGCGCGGAGUGUGGCAAGGGUUUCAGCCGCAGCACGGACCUGGUACGACACCAGGCCACGCACACUGGGGAGAGGCCGUAUCUCUGCAGCGAGUGCGGAAAGAGCUUCUCCCAACAUUCCAACCUGGUGACCCACCAGCGCAUACACACGGGCGAGAAGCCCUACGCCUGCACCUACUGCUCCAAGCGCUUCAGCGAGAGCUCAGCGCUCGUACAGCAUCAGCGUACCCACACGGGAGAGCGGCCCUACGUCUGUGGUGACUGCGGCAAGCGCUUCAGUGUCUCCUCUAACCUGCUGCGCCACCGCCGCACCCACUCAGAUGUGUGUCCCUUCGUGUGCCAGGACUGCGGCGAGCGCUUCCGACACAAGGUGGAGAUCCGCAGGCACGAGCGCCAGUUACAUGGGGCAGGACGCUCCAGAGGCCUGGGCCUCCUGCGCUCCUCCAGACCUGUGCCCUCCACAAGGACCCAGCAGAACUCUGCAUCUGGGAAGCACUGAGAGGUGUUGGCACCAUCCACACACACCUCAACCCUAGUUCCUGGUCUUAACCCCAGUUUGAAGUUUUUCUGGAUAUCUUUAAUUAUCCUUGGGAAAGAAAAACUAUCAUCUUUUCCCAGACCCCUUCCCACCAAGCACCAAGUUCACAGAUUCACCCUCUUUGUAAAACCAUCUCCAGGUGGGUGAGAGAGACUGCCCAACUUUGUCUUUUCCUGGGAAAAUAGGACUGAGAACUGGCUUGGUGGCAAACAAUGUGUGAGGUUUGAUACAACCAAACACUAACCAGCAAAUGAAA